Molecule: messenger RNA, 1356 nt
Organism: Spinacia oleracea (spinach)
Lineage: Eukaryota; Viridiplantae; Streptophyta; Magnoliopsida; Caryophyllales; Amaranthaceae
Exons: 1
Coding region: 1-1356 (451 amino acids)
Molecular function (GO): RNA-DNA hybrid ribonuclease activity; nucleic acid binding
Source: RefSeq, a predicted model, not a curated record
AUGACGUCGCCAAAAUCAGUCAAGGAAGUCCAACGCCUGACGGGAUGUCUAGCGACCCUGGGGCGGUUCUUAUCAAGGGCAGGUGACAAGUGUCAUUACUUCUUCGACACAAUCAAGAAGAAGAGCAAAUUUGAAUGGACUGAGUCGGCAGAAACUGCCUUCGUCCGAUUAAAAGAGCAUCUCCACACCUUACCUCGGCUUGUCAGUCCUCUUCAGGGGGAAACUUUGUAUGUGUAUUUGGCCAUUUCUGAGUGGUCCUUGAGUGCUGUGUUGCUAACUGAAAGGGAGGGAGUGCAACUCCCCGUCUAUUUUGUGAGCCAUGUCCUGCAAAACGCCGAAUUAAGAUAUUCUCCAAUUGAGAAGUUUGCACUUGCGCUGUUUAUGGCCAGCAAGAAGCUGCUCCCUUACUUUCUGGCACACAAACUGGUGGUAUACACAGACCAACCUUUGAAACAACCCCUUACUAAGCUAGACGCUGCUGGGCGAAUGCUGAAAUGGGCAAUUGAGCUGAAUGCAUUUAAUAUCUCAUAUGAGCCUCGAAAAGCUAUCAAGGGACAAGCAUUUGCCGGUUUCAUUGCAGAAAUGACGAGGCCAACUUUUGAAAAGAAUGUGGCGACUUGCUGGACAGUCUAUGUAGAUGGCUCGUCAACCCAGAACGGGUGUGGAGCCGGCAUAAUAUGUCAAUCCCCUGAAGGAGACAAGUAUGAGUAUGCCAUGAGAUUCAAUUUCCAAACAUCCAACAACGAGGCAGAAUAUGAAGCUUUAUUAGCCGGCAUAAAAAUGUGCAAAGCUGCCGGAGCUCAAGAAAUACUUGCCUUUUUUGACUCACAGCUCAUUGUGAGUCAAGUGAAUGGGGACUACGAGGCAAGAGACCCUAACAUGAUCAAAUAUAUGCAAGCCGUGCAUCAAGAAAUAGAACAUCUAAAGAGCUUUGAAGCUAAGCAGAUUCCCAGAACGGAGAACAAUCAGGCCGAUGCCCUGUCAAAACUAGCUAGCUCGGCUUCUUGUGAUACCCCGCGUCACGUGUUUUGGGAAGUGAAAGAUAAGCGAAGUAUUGAGCAGGAAUUGUGCGCUCCUAUGGUAGCUAUUCUUGAUCGGUCGUCAACCUGGAUGAACCCUAUCAUUGCUUACAAAAUGGACGGUUCGCUUCCGGACGACUCAAGUCUGGCCGCCAAAAUACAAAAGAAGAGUUCUUGGUUUGAAUGGUGGAAUGGAGUUUUAUACAAGAGGUCAUUCUCUAGACCCCUCCUGCGGUGUGUCACUCCUGAGAAAGGGAAAGAAAUUCUGGAUGAUUUGCACCAGGGAUUAUGUAGCUCCCACAUUGGAGGACGAGCUUUGGCAGAGAAAGCCUUGUGA